Serpula lacrymans var. lacrymans S7.9 is the source of this 577-nucleotide messenger RNA. RefSeq lists its product as uncharacterized. NCBI's taxonomy places the organism in Eukaryota, Fungi, Basidiomycota, Agaricomycetes, Boletales, Serpulaceae. The annotation marks the transcript as partial. The transcript has 2 exons. The record is from RefSeq and is a predicted model, not a curated record.
GGUGAUCCAGUACUCUAAUCUCUCCUUUAUUAGCUUCGAAUAUCCGUUAUAAUGAUAUGGACGAGCUACUUUCACCACCUUCGUUAAUGACCAUAACAUCACUGUCUGCAUAGAUUGGAUAAACUUCACAGAGCAGGAACAGUUAUACAAAACACUUACUAACGCAAGGCAGUCGUAUAUACAACAGACGUUUGUAAAUCACCCAUGCAGGAAUCUAACGCUCUGAUCAAAUGGAGCCUUCCAGGUUUUCAGAAGGCGCAGUCGAACUUGCCUAUUCUAGAUCCUUUACCGGCUUCAAACGAGCCAUAUCUUCGCUCUUAUAGUUGGGGCAUUUCCGUCGGGGUGACGUUCGAAAGUUAUCUCGACAACUCUGUAGAGAUUUUCUGGAUUGAUUUUACGGGACAGAGAAAAUUGUACAAGACACUUUCGUUAGGCAAAACGUUCGAAGUUUCCACCUAUGUCGGACAUCCGUGGUUGGUCUACAAUACAUCCAACCAAUUAUCCAUGGCCAUUUUCUACCCUGUAGCACGUUAUGCUCAGGUGGCGAUUGACGCCUUUCUUCUACAUAAAAUUGCCG